AUGGCCCCAGCCUCCCUUGGCAUCGUCACAACCGGAUCAGCUUGCAGGUCAUUCGCGGUCAUGCCUCACCGAUAUUGCUUUUUGCGCCCUGCUCGCAGCAAGCCAGCAGGAGAUGACCAGUGGUGGGAGCUGAUUGAUCAGGGCAGUAGCCGCCCAUACUAUUACAAUGCCACCACUCGAAAGACGGUUUGGAAUCGCCCCACAUCAGGGGACAUUGUCUCCCUCGCACGUCUCCAAGAGGCGCAAAAGGCCAUGAUGAACGGCAGUGGUCCGGCUCCCGAACAACAGCAAUCACAGCCUCAAGCACAACCCCGAGCAUCCCAGUCCCAGCCCCAGCAUCAGCUACCGCAGCAGACCCAGCCGCAGCAGACCGCACCACAGCAACAACCGGUCCGGACCCAGUCACAGUCACAGCCACAGCCGCAGGCACGACCCGAAUCCGGUGCACCGUCAUUGCAGGCCUCCACAACUUCUCCCUCGGCGCCGGCAGCACCUGGCCCGGCCCCCAAUCUGACGGCGCCCAUGGGUCCUGGCGCCACAGUAUCCGCAGCCCCGGCCGUGCCCCGUGGUAAUUAUGACGAAGUAGCGUCCUCCACUCCGCACCUGCAUGAGCUCAAGGAUGAUUUGGCCACCCACAAGCGCGGCUUUUUCCGCCGCAAGGUCUCCCUUCACAACAUGCUCUCCUGGAGCCGUGAAUGCAUCCCGCGCCCCAUGCUCUUGAACCUAGGCAAGGAACAUCGCAAAACUGCGCUCGAGAUUUUCAAGCUCGUCCAGCAGUUUAUGGGUGAUCGCUCGGCCAAGGGCAAAACACCUGAAUCGCUUGCGCUUGAAGUGGUCGACGCUUGCUGGGAGGUGGUCCGGCUGCGUGACGAGCUCUUCUUGCAGCUGUGUAAGCAGACCACCGAGAACAACAAGCUUGCUAGCUGCGAAAAGGGCUGGCAGCUUCUGAUUGUCGUGCUCAACUUUUUCCCGCCCACCAAGAUGUUUGAAUCCUAUUUGCGGGGCUACAUUGCCCGUCACACGGAGAUGGGGGCGGGCACGAUUGGCAGCUUGGCCGAGCAGGCCUUUCGCCGCCUCGACCGCAUUGCGGCGCAAGGUCGGCGCCAAGGCCAACAAGCUCCCAACCAGGACGAGGUGGCAAACGCCAUUCAGCGUGUGACCAACCCGUCGGUGUAUGGCUCAACCCUGGCGGAGAUUAUGGACAUGCAAGAAAUCUCCCACCCAGAUCUGCCCAUCCCACUCGUCGUUCGUGAGCUCUGCCAGGCCGUUUUGCGCGAAGGCGGAGCCCGGACCGAGGGCAUCUUUCGUGUCCCUGGUGACAUUGAUGCCGUCAAUGCACUCAAGUUGCGGAUGGACAAACAGCAGGGGGUGGGAGAACUGCCCGACCCCCACGUGCCGGCCUCGGCCAUCAAGCUCUGGUUUCGGGAACUGGCCGAGCCCGUCAUCCCGGCUGAGUUGUACGAGGAAUGCAUUGCCUCAAGCAAUGAUACGGCGGCUUCAGUGGCGGUGGUUGACAAGCUGCCUCCUGUGAACCGCACUCUAGUGCUGGUCAUCACGCGCUUUCUCCAGGAAAUCGGUCAACAGGAAAACCAGGCAUACACCAAGAUGAGCCACGACAACUUGGCCAUGGUAUGGGCCCCAAACUAUCUGCGGUGUCCCUCCGAUGACCCCAUGGUCAUUUUCAACAACACCAAAAAGGAAAUGUGCUUUGUGCGCAACCUCCACUGCUGGACCACCCCACCCCCUCCGGCCUUCAUCAUGAGCUUGAGCGCAGAAGAUCGUGCCGUUUUGGCUGAGGCCUUUCAGCUGCACGAGAGCAGCCCGGGCCAGCUCUCUGCCGCAUCAUUUGGCGAAGUGGUGCGCAUCGUGGGUGCCAACCCCAGCGAGGAAGAGGUGCUCGCUCACUGUGGUAACAAAACCACGUUUACUCUGGAUGAUGUGGCCAAUUACUUGGCCACGCAGAAGCUGCACGAAGAUCCGGUUCAAACCUUGCGUGAUGCGUUUGCCAUGUUUGACCCAUGGCGCCCACUGGCCCUCAGCGCGACAGCUCGCGCCCAGGCACUCAUGGUCGUUAUGCCGCCCGUUUUCAGCGAGGGCAAGGGCUCUAUCGACGCCACCGAGUUUCGCACCGUCAUGCACAACCUUGGCGAGCGCUUCCAAAUGUAUGAGAUUGAGGAAAUGAUGCGUGUACCGGAGACCACUGCAGAUGGUCAAAUCGUUUACGAAGGUGCGAGGCGCAUUUAG
Monosiga brevicollis MX1 is the source of this 2244-nucleotide messenger RNA. RefSeq lists its product as uncharacterized. Lineage: Eukaryota; Choanoflagellata; Craspedida; Salpingoecidae. The transcript has 8 exons. Gene Ontology annotation, cellular component: cytoplasm; cytoskeleton. Gene Ontology annotation, molecular function: protein binding; GTPase activator activity. Bases 1 to 2244 code for a protein of 747 amino acids. Gene Ontology annotation, biological process: signal transduction. The record is from RefSeq and is a predicted model, not a curated record.